AUGUCGGCAGAUAAAGAUAAACAAUCAAAAAUUAAAUUUGAUCAUGAAUGGUAUUAUUGUUGUCUUCCAUUAGUUGAUACAAAUAUUAAUAUACAUGAUAUAACAAAUUCAAAUAGCAACGAUGAUUAUCAGUGGUCUCCAAUACAAUUACCACAUACUAUUAUUAAUGAUGAAGAAAAUAAUGAUACUAUCGAUAAAAAACAAUAUAAUUGGUGGUAUCGUAAACAAUUCGAAUGGAAAACGUGUCUUAAUGAUUCAGAUAAUCGAUUUUACCUUUCAUUUGAGUCACUUAAUGAUGAUUCAUCAGUAAAUACUUUUACAGUUUGGUUAAACGAAACUGAAAUAUUUUCAAAUUCAUUUCAUUCACCAAAUAUAUCAAUUGAUUUAACUGAACAAAUUAUCUAUACAAAUGAUUCAGAAGAAACUGACAGAAAAAAUACAUUAUUAGUAUGUUGUAAUAAUGUUGCGCUUGCUCUACAUGUUUUUCUAGUUUUACCAUAUGAUAUUCAUUAUGCAAUUGAACAAAAAAAUACGGAGGUUGAUGAUAUUACAGUACCUUGUAGAAAAAAUCGUGUUCUCGAUUAUCUUGUUAAUUUUAAUGAUAUUACUGACACGGAAGAAAAUAUAGAAGUUGAGAAAAAGGAAAAAACUUAUUUUAAGUUAUCUCCGAAAGAACAUGACAUUUUCAAUUAUUUAGUGAGUUCUAAUAAUAUUGAUAUUAAUAAUAAUUCAAAACAAUCAAAUCUACCUGAUAUUGUUGUUAGUGAAUAUCAUGAUCAAUCAAAUAAAGAGAAGAUUGAAGAACUUCACGUACCUCGUCUAACUAUUGUUAUGCUUAUUGUCGGGACCAGAGGUGAUGUGCAACCCUUUAUUGCUUUUGGACAAACACUUUGUGCAGCUGGUCAUCGUGUUCGUUUAGCUACACAUGAAAAAUUUCGAAAAUAUGUUCGUGAACAUGACUUAGAAUUUUAUCCUUUAGCGUCGAAUCCAGAAGAUUUAAUGUCAUUUAUGGUUAAGAAUGGUGGUAUUGUCCCAUCCUUAAACAGUCUUAUGCAAGGUGAUUUGAGAAAGAAACGUGAUGAUGUUUCAAAAAUUCUUCAUUCUACAUGGCUUGCAUGUACAGAAAAUGAUGAUGAAACAUCAGCUCCAUUUACAGCCGAAGUAAUUAUUGCUAAUCCACCAUCAUUUGGUCAUAUACACUGUGCACAAAAAUUACAAAUUCCUUUACAUAUUAUGUUUACAAUGCCUUGGUCACCUACAACUGAAUUUGCACAUGCAUUUUGUAAAAUUGAUCAUUCGAAAGAACCAAAAGAAAAACUUAAUCUAAUAUCAUACGAUCUUAUAGAAACGCUUACAUGGUCUAGUUUGCGUGAUCUUGUAAAUGAUUUUCGGCGAGACACAUUAGGUCUUCCACCAGUACAUAAACGUCAGGCAAUACGUAUGUUAAUUGAUGAACAAGUACCACAUACUUAUUGUUGGUCACCAUCUCUUGUUCCUGCUCCACGUGAUUGGCCACACUAUAUUAAUGUUUCUGGCUUUUUCUUUCUUAAUAAUAAUAAUGAUAAUUUCAAACCACCAGAUGAUUUAGCUGCCUUUCUUGGUCUUAAUAAUGAUAAUGAAAAUAAAGAAAAACUAUCAUCACCAAUUUAUAUAGGUUUUGGUUCUGUUACAGGCAAUAAUUCAGAUCAUCUUCUUCAAGUUAUAUUGGAUGCUUUAGAAGAAACAGGCUAUCGUGCUAUACUUUCUGGUUUUGAGGACAAUGAUGAUGAACUACCAGAGAAUAUUUUAAAAAUUUCUGAUGUUCCUCAUGAUUGGCUUUUUCAACAUGUUUCUGCUGUAUGUCAUCAUGGUGGUGCAGGUACUGUUGCAGCUGGACUUCGUGCUGGUAAACCAAAUAUUGUUGUACCUUUUUUUGGUGAUCAAUUCUUUUGGGGCAGUGUUGUAGAAAAAUGUGGUGCAGGUCCAACACCAUUACCUGGAAAACGAAUAACGGCCAAAAAAUUAGCUGAAGCAUUAACGGCUGCUCAUGAACCAGCAGUACAAGUUGCUGCUGAACGUAUUAGUAAAGCUAUAUCUGAUGAAGAUGGAUGCGCUACGGCAUUACGUAUGUUUCACACUCAUUUACCUCUUUCACGUAUGCAUAGUGAUCUUGAAUCAACAUUUGUUGCAUGCUAUCGUAUUGAUGAAUAUGAUUUACAAGUAUCAAGACCAGUAGCUCAAGUACUUAUAGCAACAGGUGCUCUCGAUGAAUCACAAUUUACUUCGCAUUCUACUCGAGAAUGGACAUAUAUAUAUGAUCAUCGUAUGCAUGUGCCGACUGGUGGUAUUGUCAAACAUACACACAAAGCUCUUUCUCAUAUAUUUGUUCAUUCUGCUAGUGGUAUGAGACGAGCUGUCAGUAGUGGUAAUCUAUUAACAGGAGUUGUUACUGGUGUCGCUGGUGUAUGUAAAAAUAUGGGUAAAGGUGUCGGUUCUCUGUCUGUUGGAGUCUUAUCCUUGUAUGGUGAAUUAACAGAUGUACUUGAUCGUGCUCCAUCAUUAUACGAUCCGUAUAGUGAAUUAGAUGCACACGAACGACCGCGUGUGACUGAUUUUAAAUCUGGUGCUAGAGCAGCUGGUCAAUCAGUUGCAUAUGGCUGGAAAGAUGGUGUCACAGGAUUUGUUAGAAAACCACGUAUAGGUUAUCGUCGUCAUGGAAUAUUAGGUGGUGCGACAGGACUAUUCGUAGCUACAGUUAAUGGUGUUGUAAAACCGACUUCAGGUUCACUCGCUUCAGUUACUUGGUUAAGUCGUGGUAUGUAUGCUAGUAUGAAGAAGAAACGACGAAGCACUCCAACAGAUGAAAAACAAACUCUUAUUAAUAAAAUUUCUGUACAAUCCUCAUCUGAUCGUGACGAUGAUGAUGAUGAUGUUCCAAGGAACAUAAAAUUUGCAUCAGUCGUUUCUGGUUAUUCUAUUGAAAUUUGUCAACAUAUCUUAGAUGAAUUUAAUAAAAUUAAAAAACGUUAUGAAGAAAAUGAUACUUCUUCACAAAAUCAAUCUGAUAACAAACAUCAUCCUAAACAAAAAUGUAGACGAAGUCGAAGGGAUUCAGAUUCUGCACUCUAA
Adineta steineri is the source of this 3108-nucleotide messenger RNA. The record is from the annotation of a GenBank genome assembly. Lineage: Eukaryota; Metazoa; Rotifera; Eurotatoria; Adinetida; Adinetidae.